Messenger RNA from Spinacia oleracea (spinach), 1924 nucleotides. RefSeq lists its product as uncharacterized. The coding region runs from base 84 to 1589 and encodes 501 amino acids. NCBI's taxonomy places the organism in Eukaryota, Viridiplantae, Streptophyta, Magnoliopsida, Caryophyllales, Amaranthaceae. The transcript has 4 exons. The record is from RefSeq and is a predicted model, not a curated record.
CAACAAAAUUAUGGCGAAAGAAAAGCAUUUUCUUUGAAUUGCCAUAUUGGAGUAGUCUUUUGAUACGCCAUAAUUUGGAUGUGAUGCACAUUGAAAAAAACGUAUGUGAAACUUUACUUGGGACAUUGCUAGAUAUUGAAUGGAAAAGUAAGGAUAAUAUGAAAGCACGUUUAGAUUUGGAGGAAAUGAACAUUAGAAAGUCAUUGCAUCCUAUAAGAGAUCCUAAUAAUCCAACAGAGAUCCCAAAAGAGUUCCCACCAGCUCCUUUUACCUUAUCUUUGGAGCAAAAGAGGAAUCUGUGUAACUUUUUGACUAGUGUGAAAUUUCCGGAUGGGUAUGCUUCGAAUAUUUCACGAAAUUCCUCACUUAAAGAGCGUAAACUCUCUGGGUUGAAAAGUCACGAUUAUCAUGUUAUCUUGGAGCAUCUAUUGCCUCUUGCCAUACGUGACUUGCCCGUAUCAUUGUCCGCUCCACUUAUUAAGUUGAGGGAAUUUUUUAGAGAGUUAUGCUCUAAAGCAUUGAAGAUUGACGAGUUAGAGAAACUCGAAGAGCAAAUUGGUGUUACCCUUUGUGAGUUGGAACGAAUUUUCCCACCAUCAUUUUUUGUGAUUAUGAUGCACUUACCCGUACACCUUGCAAGUGAGGCUUUGAUUGCCGGGCCAGUUCAGUAUCGAUGGAUGUACCCUAUUGAAAGAUAUCUUAGCAAACUAAAAGGGUAUGUACGCAAUAAAGGUCACCCGGAGGGAUCAAUGGAAGAAGGUUAUCUUUUAGAGGAGUGCUUGACAUUUUGUUCAAGAUAUAUGGAUGAUGUAGAAACAAAAUUCAACAAGCAAGAUAGAAUUUAUGAUGAUGAUGGUGAUGAUGAUAUUAGUUCAACUGACUGCCUUCCUAUAUUCGGGAUAAGAGGUAGAGCAUUUGGGAAGGAAAAUCCUCGUUUACUUAGUACAAAGGAAUGGGAAGAAAUUCACUAUUAUGUGUUGAACAAUUGUGAAGAAGUGCAACCAUUCAUCGAUGAGUACAAUCGCGAUGCGACAAAUGCCACGGGGAUGGUUUCUUCACGUAAAAGAAAAUUCAUUCAAUGGUUUAGAGAUCAAGUCACAACAUUGUCUAAGAGAAAACAUCCAAGUGCUACCAAUAAUUUAAUAUCAUUAGCACAAGGUCCAGAUCGUGCGGUGGUGUCUGUCAAUGGAUACAUGGUUAAUGGGUCGAUGUAUCGCACUAAGGAUAGUGAAAGGGAGAGAGAAACACAAAAUAGCGGCGUUGUUGUGAAGGGAGAAAGUGGAGCUUCAAAUCUAGAAUAUUACGGCCUUUUGCAAGAAAUCAUAGAAGUUCAAUAUAUUGGAGGAAAUCGGGUCAUUUUGUUCAAAUGCGAUUGGUGGGAUGUUCAUACCCAAGGCCAAGGGAUCAUUACAGAUUCUUUUGAGUUUGUAAGCGUCAAUACCUCAAAAGUGUUGGCUAAUGAUCCUUACAUUUUAGCUUCUCAAGCUCAACAAGUGUUUUAUGUCGAUGAUGUUGUGAAGCCCAAUUGGAAGGUUGUAGUUAAGACUACACCAAGAAACUCCUAUGAUGUCCCGGAGCUAAAUGAAUAGAACGAAGCUGAUUAUAUGCUCGAUAAAUAUUUUCCUAUUACUCAUUUUCAUUGUUAUGUUAUAAAUUAUGAACUUCAAUUGUGUUUCAAUUUAAGCUUUCUACAUUGAAUAUAUUUGUGUUAGUAAAUUGCUCUUUUGUCUUGCCUUUUACCACGCCGUUUACGUUAAGAGUGACUGAUUAGAUUGUUUGAUGAAUUUGUUUGCCAACUUCUCUUGCCACCAUAAUAAAAUUCUUCACGUGUUUGAUAAGAUGCAGUCUUCUGCCUACAUUUUCAUUAAUGCAGACACAAUGUUAUGAUUUUAUUUUAAAUUUGAUGUAUAAUAAUUGUAUUCAU